This is a messenger RNA of Penicillium coprophilum, 465 nucleotides long. Its product is annotated as DUF4149 domain-containing protein. The record is from RefSeq and is a predicted model, not a curated record. Bases 1 to 465 code for a protein of 154 amino acids. NCBI's taxonomy places the organism in Eukaryota, Fungi, Ascomycota, Eurotiomycetes, Eurotiales, Aspergillaceae. The transcript has 2 exons.
AUGUCAAGUCUUUUUGUUGGAGGCUUCGUUGCUUUCCGCGCCCUUCCGCGGCCCCAGUUCUCUAAUCUGCAGACCGCCAUCUUCCCCAUCUACUUCUCACUGCAGACUGCGCUGCCUGUAGUCGUCGCCUUGACCGCUUCCCACGGCGGACAGGUGUUGGGUUUGUCUGGUCUCACUGCACCGAAGAACCGCUUUGACACCCUCUUGCCGAUGGCAACCGUGGCAGUGACCGGGUUGGUGAACAUGUUUGUAUUGCUUCCCAUGACAAGAAAUGUGAUGCGCGAGCGCAAGCAUCAAGAAACCCGUGAUGGAAAGAAGAGCUACGACCCCGCGCCUCACUCUAAGGAAAUGCUGGCCUUGAACAAGAAAUUCGGCCGCGUGCAUGGCAUCUCAAGCUUGGUCAAUUUGGCCAGCCUGAUUGCUACGGUCUGGUACGGUGUCGUGCUAAGUAAGAGACUUGAGUAA